AUGGGUACUAAUCGUAUUCAAGCUAUCUGUGCUAUUCCAGAGCCCCAGAAUCUACACGAGCUGCGGAUCUUCCUCGGAAUGACAGGGUGGUGUCGCCUGUAGAUCAUGGACUAUGGACUGAUUGCAAAACCCUUGUACGAGGCUCAGAAGACGCAGCCAUUCACCUGGGGCAAACCACAGAAAGAGGCCUUCCAGAAAUUAAAGGAAGCACUGACAACUGCUCCCGCUUUGGGGUUACCUGAUCUGUCUAAAGACUUUCAGCUGUACGUGCAUGAAAGGCAGCGACUAGCACUGGGAGUCCUGACCCAACGACUGGGAAGCUGGAAAAGGCCAGUGGGUUACUUUUCCAAACAACUCGACAACGUAAGUGCCGGAUGGCCUUCAUGUCUGCGGGCAGUGGCAGCUACCGUGCUGCUGAUACAGGAAGCCAGGAAGCUCACAAUGGGAAGACACAUAGAUGUCUAUGUGCCGCACAUGGUAACUACAGUCCUAGAACAAAAGGGGGGCCAUUGGCUCUCUCCAAGCCGGAUGAUGAAGUUUCAAGUAACCCUGACUGAGCAGGAUGAUGUUGCACUAAAAACAACUAACCUCUUGAAUCCAGCUCUAUUUCUAAGUGCCACAGCUGAGGAAGGUCCAUUAGAGCAUGACUGUCUAGAAGUCAUCGAGCACACUUAUUCAGCAAGAACAGAUCUGAAGGAUGUCCCCCUAGAGCAACCAGAGUGGGAACUCUUUACGGAUGGAAGCAGCUUCAUGGAGAACGGAGCCAGAUACGCGGGAUAUGCGGUAACUACAAUUGAUGUAGUAAUAGAGGCAAAAUCACUACCACCUAACACGUCUGCACAAAGGGCAGAACUAAUCGCAUUAACCAGAGCACUCGAGCUGAGUGAAGGGAAGACAGUAAAUAUUUGAACUGACUCCAAAUAUGCCUUUGGAGUAGUGCAUGUACACGGAGCUUUAUAGAAAGAAAGAGGACUGCUGUCCUCCCAAGGGACAAAUAUUAAACAUCAAGAUGCAGUC
Messenger RNA from Prinia subflava (tawny-flanked prinia), 1017 nucleotides. RefSeq lists its product as uncharacterized. NCBI's taxonomy places the organism in Eukaryota, Metazoa, Chordata, Aves, Passeriformes, Cisticolidae. Gene Ontology annotation, molecular function: RNA-DNA hybrid ribonuclease activity; nucleic acid binding. The record is from RefSeq and is a predicted model, not a curated record. The transcript has a single exon. The coding region runs from base 106 to 909 and encodes 267 amino acids.